This is a messenger RNA of Trichoderma asperellum CBS 433.97, 1025 nucleotides long. Lineage: Eukaryota; Fungi; Ascomycota; Sordariomycetes; Hypocreales; Hypocreaceae. The record is from RefSeq and is a predicted model, not a curated record.
UGACAUUUUGAUGCAGUCAUGCAGCCUCAACAUACGCCAUUCACAAGUAAUAGCUGCUUUUCUUCAACUAUAAAGUUCGUUCAUCUCACCACUCUGUUCUACGAGAACUUUAUUCAACUUGACCUAUAUUAGAGCUUGACCUAUCUUAGAGAUACAGCAGCACCAACAACUACAAGAUGGCGGCAAUCAAUACCAGCUUAAUCUAUGUCCUGAAGAAUAGCUUCACGGCUGCAGCCAAGAUUCUUUCUCAGAGAUCUGAUGGCUCCCUUGCCAUGGUCAGCGCAACCAAUGUUACAUCCGACAGCCUCUGGUUCCUCACUCCCUCACUUCUGCCUCACCAUUACCGUCUUCACACUAUUGCCAACGGUGUGCAGCAGUCCCUUGAUGUCAUCAAUACUAAUGGAGUGCAAAGCACUGGGCUCCACAUGACUGGGACAGGAGAUUAUUCGGGCCAAUAUUGGGAAUUCAAGGACUCGCCAGCAGGGCAGCACUAUCCAUACAGGCUAAGCAACACCUUCACGGGACCUCAUGAGUAUUUGGAUGUUACUUCAGACACGUUUGUGGCUUUUCUAUCCAGUGGUGAUCACACUGGACAGUUCUGGGCACUGAUCCCUUCGAAUACCGUCGUGGUGAUUCCAUCUUAAUGAUUACUAUGUAUUCAUAAUGUAGCUGUCUUGCGAGAAGCAAUGAUAGCUAAACGACAUCGCGAGUUACACUAGCUGAUUCGACUUCCUUACAGCGCAAUUUGAGUGGCGAUGGCUAGAAACUAUGAUGCUAAUGGCAAGAGGCCGCUGCAGCGGUCAUAUUUGCCAACUUGUGGGCUGGGCUUGUGAGAUUUGAAGUUUAUCUUAAACUUGAGAGUGUGAAAUCGGUAGCGGAAGAAAAAAAAGGAAAAGGGGAAAAAAAACCUAUUCAUAUGCCUAGUGCUGUUUUCUUAUCUAAAUGAUUAGCAACAUUCUCUUCUUUUCCUCUUUUUUUAGCUCAUAAAUCUAUUUAAUUUACCGUUGAACUUGAGGAAAUAGAUU